CGGGCGUUGUGGAUCCAUUGUUUGGGCUCAUUUGCAUAAUAGGAAGAUUAGUAUUAGUGGACCAUAAAAAGGGACAAAAUCGCCGUUUGCACACACAUUUCAAGAGCAAAGGUAGACAGACUUGACAUAGGUGAUCUGAGCAAAUAUGAAAUCAUUGAUCCUAUUGGUGCUUAUUGCACUGUUUUCAAUUGCUCAUGGCAAAGCUGUGAAAUCAAAGGAUGCCCGUUACUACGGAAAGGAUCCACGAUACUACGGAAAAGAUGCCCGCUACUACGGAAAGGAUGCCCAUUACUACGGAAAGGAUCCCCGAUACUACGGAAAAGAUGCCCGCUACUACGGAAAGGAUGCCCAUUACUACGGAAAGGAUGCCCAUUACUACGGAAAGGAUCCCCGAUACUACGGAAAAGAUGCCCACUACUACGGAAAGGAUGCCCAUUACUACGGAAAGGAUGCCCAUUACUACGGAAAGGAUCCCCGAUACUACGGAAAAGAUGCCCAUUACUACGGAAAGGAUGCCCAUUACUACGGAAAGGAUGCCCAUUACUACGGAAAGGAUCCCCGAUACUACGGAAAAGAUACUACGGAAAGGAUGCCCGCUACUACGGAAAGGAUGCCCAUUACUACGGAAAGGAUCCCCGCUACUACGGAAAAGAUGCCCGCUACUACGGAAAGGAUGCCCAUUACUACGGAAAGGAUCCCCGCUACUACGGAAAAGAUGCCCGCUACUACGGAAAGGAUGCCCAUUACUACGGAAAGGAUCCCCGCUACUACGGAAAAGAUGCCCGCUACUACGGAAAGGAUGCCCAUUACUACGGAAAGGAUCCCCGCUACUACGGAAAAGAUGCCCGAUACUACGGAAAGGAUGCCCGAUACUAUGGAUAGGUUGAGAGCUUUCCCUAGUGCUUUGUUUGUUUUAAUGAUUUUUUCCAUUGUUAAUUAGAUUCGCUUUCAAGA
Molecule: messenger RNA, 954 nt
Organism: Rhopilema esculentum
Lineage: Eukaryota; Metazoa; Cnidaria; Scyphozoa; Rhizostomeae; Rhizostomatidae
Source: RefSeq, a predicted model, not a curated record